Messenger RNA from Sclerotinia sclerotiorum 1980 UF-70, 150 nucleotides. RefSeq lists its product with no specific name. The transcript has 2 exons. Lineage: Eukaryota; Fungi; Ascomycota; Leotiomycetes; Helotiales; Sclerotiniaceae. The coding region runs from base 1 to 150 and encodes 49 amino acids. The record is from RefSeq and is a predicted model, not a curated record.
AUGUUUGAUGUUACACUUGUCCCAUCAAAGGAUUCUGCAGGAUCUGAAUGGUCUAAAGGAAAAACUUCUUCUCAUAGCUCUAUAGUUUACCUUGCUGAAACAGACAAGUUCGAAGAGCUCCAUCUCGAUGAUGCCAAAGAUGAUAACUAA